This is a messenger RNA of Haliotis rufescens (red abalone), 1577 nucleotides long. RefSeq lists its product as uncharacterized. NCBI's taxonomy places the organism in Eukaryota, Metazoa, Mollusca, Gastropoda, Lepetellida, Haliotidae. The coding region runs from base 226 to 939 and encodes 237 amino acids. The transcript is spliced from 3 exons. The record is from RefSeq and is a predicted model, not a curated record.
AGGGGCAUUCACACGGUACAACUAGUUGUAUACAAUUUGUUGCAUGCAACACAUUGCAUCGUGUGAACGGGCAAGUCGGUCCAACUUUUGACGCAUGCAACUUGUUGGACGUGAGUUGUACGGAAUAGGACAUGCUCUAUUUUCAUGCGACAAGUUGUACGUACGCAGCCAAUCAAAACGCGUAUCCAAAUCACGUGAUAUUUUCACCUCCAAAUGUAAACAAUCAUGGCGACCCCAGCGUCCCGCUUGAAGAAAUUUGAGAUGUCUAGAGUGGAAACAGAGCGGUUUAUCGGCUAUUAUGCGUCCCAUGAUUGCUUGUGGAAUGUAUCCAGUCCAUUUUAUUCCAAGCGGGAACACCGACAAGCAGCCUACAUCUCUAUUGCAGAGAUGAUGGGUAAUGGGAUUACAGUUGAUCAAGUCCCAACUAAAAUUUCUACCUUACGAACAUACUAUGGUAAGGAGCUGAGGAAGGAGACCCUGUCCAAGAAGAGUGGAGCAGGGACCGAUGAGGUCUAUGUUUCCACAUGGGAAUGGUUCCAACUUCUGGAUCCAUUUCUCAGGAGGCAGGUUCAUCAAAAGAACACAGUAAACAACAUGAACAGCUCAGAGAGACAAGACACAGAUGAACAGGAGCAAAGCAGCGCCUCUGACAGUUUGUUCACAAGUCAAAUGGAUACAGAAGACUGCCCUUCUCUGCCCCUGGCAGAGUCAACACCAAUCAAGAAAGCAAGGCGCUCAGACAAUAACAGUUUGCAAACACAAGUUCUGCAAACACUGAAAUCACUUGAGCAAAGAAGGGCAGCAAAAGAGAAUAGUGGGGACAUGUUGUUUGCUAAAUACAUAGCGAGUGAAUUAACAAAUGUCACCAAUGACAGAAAGAGACAAGAAUUAAAAAUAAAAAUACAACAAUUAAUUUUUGAAGCUCAGUUAGACAACUGAAGUGGAACUGUUAUUUAGAGGUUAUUUAUGAUGCACAAUUUGAAAAACAUGAGAGUUUUGACCAAACCUUGUAUAUGUAUUAAUCAGGGGAUGAUGUGGUGCAUUUUGUCAAUUAGAAUUUUUAAAAAAAUUCAUGUUUCCAUGGCAACAAUUUUUACUUUGACUCUGUACAUAGUGGUGUGUUUUUCCAGACCAUAUCCAGACCAGUACUCUUUCUUGAAACUGUACACACACAAAAGACCAGGUUGUCAACUGGUGCCUAUGCUAUUUAUAUUGUUUUCAAUAAACUUUGCUUUCAGGAAAUAAUUUUUAAUAAAAAUAUCAACAAUACCUUCAGGCAAUCAUCCUUCAAUGAGUCAUAAAUCGCUUGGCAGACAUGAGGAAUAAAUCCACAUAUUGUGUUGCUUGGUAUUCUGUAUAGAUAUUCCAGUGACUUGUAACUAUCUCCUGUUGAAAAUUAAAAAAACCAUAAAAAUAUGUAUUCAUAGAUUAUCAUUAUAGCAUCACUCAAUCUUGGAGAUAACAUUACCUACCAUAAAAAGAUGUAAUACAAAGUAGAAUUUAAACUUAAAUCAAUUAUUAUAUCAUUUACAAUUGCAUACCCACUUCAUGUAGUACAUAUGUAAUAAUUUUCACAU